AUGGCUCCUCCAGCCCAACUCCCUCUUCGACAGCUCACCAAGGGUGGCCCCAAGAUCCCAUCUAUUGGUCUUGGUCUUAUGGGAAUCAGCGUCGGAUACGGAGCAGCCACAUCUGAUGAAGAACGCCUCAAACUCCUCGAACGUGCAUGGGAACUUGGCUGUACCAAUUGGGACACAGCUGACAUCUACGGCGACAGUGAAGAUGUCAUAGGCAAAUGGUUCAAGCUUCACCCCGAACGGCGUCAGGAUAUCUUCCUUGCGACCAAAUUUGGGCUGAAGGGGGGUGAGAAAGGGAUCGUUACUGAUUCGUCGCCUGAGCAUGUGAGGAAGAGUAUUGAGAGCAGCUUGAAGAGGCUUGGUGUUGAGCACAUUGAUCUGUACUACAUGCAUCGUGCAAAAGAGGAUGUGCCUAUUGAGAAGACUGUGGAAGCCAUGAAGCAAUUGGUCGAUGAGGGAAAGGUCAAGUACUUGGGCCUCUCAGAGAUCUCGUCUACCACUCUCCGCCGAGCCCACGCCAUCCAUCCCAUCUCAGCAGUACAAGUCGAGUACAACCCCUGGACACUCGACAUCGAAGGGGCUUCAGGAACAAACCUUCUCAAGGCUUGCGAAGAGCUAGACGUGGCGGUGUUUGCCUACUCACCCCUUGGUCGCGGUAUCUUGACUGGCCGUUUCCGCUCUGUCGAAGACUUCGAAGAGACAGAUACCCGAAGAAACCUUACGCGGUUCCAGGGUGACAACUUCAAAAAGAACUUGAAGAUUGUGGACCAGUUCAAUGAGUUGGCCAAGAAGAAGGGAUUUACAUCCUCGCAGCUGGUCCUGGCUUGGAUCUUGGAGCAGAGCCCCAACAUGUUUGUCAUUCCUGGCACGAAGAACAUCAAGUAUCUCGAAGAGAACGUGGGAGCAGCAAAGGUGACGCUGAGUAAGGAGGAGAAUCAAGAGUUGAGGAAAUUGGCUGUUGAGGCCGGGGUCGUUGGAGGGCGGGACCCCUUCUUUGGCUGCUUCGCUGAUACAGCUCCUCCGGAGAAGUGA
Fusarium musae is the source of this 1029-nucleotide messenger RNA. RefSeq lists its product as uncharacterized. The record is from RefSeq and is a predicted model, not a curated record. NCBI's taxonomy places the organism in Eukaryota, Fungi, Ascomycota, Sordariomycetes, Hypocreales, Nectriaceae. Bases 1 to 1029 code for a protein of 342 amino acids. Gene Ontology annotation, cellular component: cytoplasm. The transcript is spliced from 3 exons.